AUUCAACAUGCGCUUCAACAGAAUUCCGUUGCGCAGAUGGGCUUUGCAUUGGAAAAUCAGCCCAGUGCAACCAGAUCAUUGAUUGUGCAGAUGCUUCGGAUGAAAAGAACUGUAAUAAUACAAACUGUGCUUACUUCUAUAAACUUGGAAUAAAAUCGUCAGGAUUUAUUAGCUGUAAUUCAACUUCUCUCUGCAUACUGCCAGAAUGGAUGUGUGAUGGCUCUAAUGACUGCGGAGAUUAUACAGAUGAACUGAGAUGCCCAGUUCAAAACAAACCCACAUGUGAAGAAAAUUAUUUUGGUUGUCCUAGUGGAAGAUGUAUUCUGACCACCUGGCUUUGUGAUGGGCAGAAAGACUGUGAGGAUGGAAUAGAUGAAUUGCACUGUGAUUCAUCUUGUUCAUGGAAUCAGUUCGCUUGCUCUGCAAACAAGUGUAUCUCUAAGCAAUGGACUUGUGAUGGUGAGGAUGACUGUGGAGAUGGUUUAGAUGAGAGUGAUGCUAUUUGUGGUUCAGUGACCUGUGCAGCAGAUACGUUCAGUUGCUUGGGCUCCCGCGCCUGUGUCCCCCGGCACUGGCUUUGUGACGGUGAAAGAGACUGUCCUAACGGAAGCGAUGAACUGUCAACAGCAGGCUGUGCUCCUAAUAACACUUGUGACGAGAAUGCUUUCAUGUGCCAUAACAAAGUCUGCAUUCCCAAACAGUUUGUAUGUGACCAUGAUGAUGACUGUGGAGAUGGAUCAGAUGAAUCUCUGGAAUGUGGCAAGUAUAACAAAAGGUAUCGUCACUGUCGUCCUGGAGAGUUCACUUGUGCUGAUGGAAGAUGCCUUUUAAAUUCGCAGUGGCAAUGUGACGGUGAUUUUGACUGCCCAGACCAUUCUGACGAAGCACCGAUAAACAUAAAAUGCAAAAGUUCAGAGCAGUCAUGUAACAACUCUUUUUUUAUGUGCAAAAGUGGCAAGUGUAUUCCUCAAAGUGAUGUUUGUGAUAGCAAAGAAGAUUGUAGUGAUGGAUCUGAUGAGAAAAGCUGCUACAUUAAUGAAUGCCUCAGUAAGAAAGUUAGCGGCUGUUCUCAAGAUUGUCAGGAUCUUCCUGUUGGAUACAAGUGCAAAUGUUGGCCUGGAUUCUUGCUGAAGGAUGAUGGCAAAACCUGUAUAGAUAUUGAUGAAUGUUCAUCUGGAUUUCCCUGUAGCCAGCAAUGCAUCAAUACGUAUGGAACCUACAAAUGCUUGUGUGCAGAUGGGUAUGAAAUACAACCUGAUAACCCAAAUAGCUGCAAAUCCCUUUCAGAUGAGGAACCUUUCUUAAUUCUGGCUGAUCAUCAUGAAAUAAGAAAAAUUAGCACUGAUGGAUCCAACUACACUUUGUUGAAACAGGGGCUGAACAAUGUGAUUGCAAUAGACUUCGACUAUAGAGAAGAGUUCAUCUAUUGGAUUGAUUCCAGCAGACCAAAUGGUAGUCGCAUAAACAGAAUGUGUUUAAAUGGAAGUGACAUCAAGGUAGUCCACAACACGGCUGUUCCCAAUGCACUGGCCGUUGAUUGGAUUGGGAAGAAUCUCUAUUGGUCUGAUACUGAAAAGAGAAUUAUUGAGGUGUCUAAACUCAAUGGCUUAUACCCUACCGUCCUUGUGAGCAAAAGAGUGAAGUUUCCUAGAGAUCUGUCUUUAGAUCCUCAAGCUGGAUACUUAUACUGGAUUGAUUGUUGUGAGUAUCCUCACAUUGGCCGUGUUGGCAUGGAUGGCUCCAGUCAAACAGUUGUCAUAGAAACACAGAUAUCUAGACCUAUGGCUCUUACAAUAGAUUAUGUCAACCACAGACUCUAUUGGGCUGAUGAAAAUCAUAUUGAGUUUUCUGACAUGGAUGGAUCUCGUAGACAUAAAGUCCCUAAUCAAGAUAUUCCAGGGGUGAUUGCACUAACGUUGUUUGAAGACUACAUUUACUGGACAGACGGGAAAACCAAAUCGCUCAGCCGUGCCCACAAAACUUCUGGAUCAGACAGACUGUCACUGAUUAACUCAUGGCAUCCCAUAACAGACAUCCAGGUGUACCAUUCUUAUAGGCAACCUGAUGUGUCUAAACAUCUGUGUACAAUAAACAAUGGUGGUUGUAGUCACUUAUGCCUCCUAGCCCCUGGCCAGAGGUAUACUUGUGCCUGCCCCACUAACUUUUACCUCGCCGCGGAUAACAAGACGUGCCUAUCGAACUGCACCGCCAGUCAGUUCCGUUGCAAGACUGACAAAUGUAUUCCAUUCUGGUGGAAAUGUGACACUGUGGAUGACUGUGGAGAUGGCUCUGAUGAGCCUGAGGAAUGUCCUGAAUUCAGAUGUCAGCCAGGGCGUUUUCAGUGUGGAACUGGACUCUGUGCUCUUCCAGCUUUUAUCUGUGAUGGAGAGAAUGAUUGUGGAGACAAUUCUGAUGAACUGAACUGUGACACACAUGUGUGUCUGUCAGGUCAGUUCAAGUGCACAAAGAAUCAGAAGUGUAUUCCAAUAAAUCUCAGAUGCAAUGGACAGGAUGACUGUGGUGAUGAAGAAGAUGAAAGAGACUGUCCUGAAAACAGUUGUUCUCCAGACCACUUCCAGUGUAAAACAACAAAGCACUGCAUUUCGAAGCUGUGGGUGUGUGAUGAAGACCCAGAUUGUGCUGAUGGAUCAGAUGAAGCCAACUGUGGUGAGUAG
Apaloderma vittatum (bar-tailed trogon) is the source of this 2675-nucleotide messenger RNA. RefSeq names its product low-density lipoprotein receptor-related protein 1B-like. The record is from RefSeq and is a predicted model, not a curated record. The annotation marks the transcript as partial. The transcript is spliced from 19 exons. Gene Ontology annotation, molecular function: protein binding; calcium ion binding. NCBI's taxonomy places the organism in Eukaryota, Metazoa, Chordata, Aves, Trogoniformes, Trogonidae.